This is a messenger RNA of Magallana angulata, 2287 nucleotides long. Its product is annotated as G protein-activated inward rectifier potassium channel 2-like. Gene Ontology annotation, biological process: regulation of monoatomic ion transmembrane transport; potassium ion import across plasma membrane. The coding region runs from base 66 to 1310 and encodes 414 amino acids. The record is from RefSeq and is a predicted model, not a curated record. The transcript is spliced from 2 exons. Gene Ontology annotation, molecular function: inward rectifier potassium channel activity. Gene Ontology annotation, cellular component: plasma membrane. Lineage: Eukaryota; Metazoa; Mollusca; Bivalvia; Ostreida; Ostreidae.
GCUUGCCUUAGAAGGACGUUUCAGCACGUCUUUAGAGACCCUUAUUUCUUAUUCUACAAAGCAACAUGUUGAAAUCUAUUUCCAAUCUUCAUUUAAACAGGAAGAAGUCGGACGACGGCGAGCAGUUGGUCGAUUUCCCAUCAUCAUCUGGAGAUGAUGCCUCACUUAUUACGAAGCUGCGCAAAGGCUAUCAACUUGGGCGUCCAGCACUGGUGAAGAAAACCGGGAAAUACCGCGUUACCUACAAGGGCCUGUCCUCCUCCGAGCGGCGCUCGUUCGCCUUAGACUUGUUCCAAACUCUCAUAGACCUAAAAUGGCGAUGGGCAACUCUGGUAUUUGUGUUCACCUUUUUCAUUGUAUACUUUGUAUUUGCGGUAAUAUGGUACAUUUUGGCAAAAGCGCACGGUGACUUUGAAAAUCUUAAUAAUCCAACGUGGACACCUUGCAUAGAAAGGGCAAAAACGUUUGCCGAUCUUCUACUGUUCUCAAUAGAGACACAAACGACAAUCGGGUAUGGAACCUUCUAUCCAAACACGUCAUGCAGUGGCAGUUUGUUACUUGUCUUCGUUCAAAUCACCGUGGGCUUUCUCUUGGAAACGCUUCUGGUCGGGUUUCUUCUAGUGAAGUUGUCAAGACCAAAGCACAGACGGCAUACACUUCUGUUUAGCGAAAAGGCACUCAUUUGCAAAGAAGACGGAGACCUUUGUUUGGAAAUACGAGUUGGGGAUUUGCGGAAAUCCCAUCUCGUGGAUACUUCAUCCUUUGGAAUCUUCGUCAGCGAAAAGGUUUCCAAAGAGGGAAUCGUUUACCCUCUGUACCAGCAACAGAUGGAGUUUGAGGCACACCAAAUGCAGGAUCGGGUCUUCAUGAUGUGGCCGCUGAUAUUGAGACACAAAAUUAACGAAGACAGUCCCUUGUAUGAGAUGACGUUUGAUCAAAUGUUGUCAAAUACGUUUGAACUUAUCAUUAUCUUGGAAGGAACCAUUGAAGCAACCGGAGAAAUAUGCCAAGCCAGAACAUCGUAUUCAUCGAAAGACAUCGUUUGGGGCCACCGCUUUGUCAACAUGAUCGACUUUGACAACGACAACGGUCAGUGGAGCGCCAACUUCGAGAAAUUCAACGCCACGGUCCCUACCCCCACCCCGAAAUGCAGCGGGAAACAGCUGGCGGAGAUUUACGGAGCGUCCAGCCGGACAAACCAGGCGCAGGAGACGGAGAACCUCGGGGGAACGUUCUGGAGGUCCCAGAGUCAAAUCAUCACCCCCAUGACAGAGGAGACCAGUCUUACAAAGAUACCUGACCGACGGUAAGACCCCGAUCUUACCGACAUAGUAGAGCACCAUUGUCCUUUAGCGGAUUCCAGUCCCAGCACCUAGAAAUGGGCCGCGUUCUCAACAUCUACAAAUGACCCGUUACCAGUCUAGUUUUCAAAUUAUGUGUACUGUAGAAAUGGCAUUCUGCAAAACUUUGUUAAUUUUAGUUUAUGCCAAAGCCAAACUGUAGUUUUUAAUUUGAAGUACGUAUGUACUUGUGUGUUCUAUUAUUGCAUGUAGCUACAUGUAGGUUAUUAUUCGUCAUUUAAUAUUUUUUAUCUGCAAGUCCUGGUGGGGUGAAACUCGAAAAAUUGAAUUGUCUUUAAAUGACCUGUGCUAUGCUCAUAUAAAAUUGAGCUCAAUUAAUGAUAUUAAUUCCUUCUAUAAAUCCACACUCGUUAGAAAUAGAUUAUGAUAAUAUGAUACAUACAUGCAUAUAUAGAUUGUAGAAUGGUGGUUCAAAUUCUAUUUUUUAUUUUUGCAAAGACAAUCCUUACAUAAAUUUGUCAACGAUGAAUCGUAUUAAAGGUUUACAUUUCUCUAUUGAAAAUAUAUUAAUGAAAACUCAGAUAAUGUAUACUUGAAUAUUCUUCAUUUGCCAUAAUUAAACGAAAUAGAUAAGGAGCGCCUACGAUUUUCUAGUAAUUUGUCGGGUUUUUUUUAUCAAUAUUAUAUGCGUGUUUUAUUUUAUUAAACUAACACAUUUUCAAAAGGGCGUUUCAUUUUUCAAGUUUCACCUCGGGAUAAUUCUACAAUUAUGAUAUAAUGAAUUUGUAAACGAAAUCCGAAAGUUCAUAUAGUAUCCACCGCGCGUGCGCAGUCCCAUACCAAACAAUAGGGAGAGUGAUGUCUCUUUCAUUCAGCUUAUCUUUGAAAUGUAGUUAGAUGUUAAACUUUAUAUUAUACUUUCAUGAAACAUUUUUGACUUUGAUGAACAUUCAUAUUCCAUUAAAUGACUCAUAUUUCUAAUCACA